Messenger RNA from Arachis stenosperma, 1124 nucleotides. RefSeq lists its product as uncharacterized. Bases 172 to 792 code for a protein of 206 amino acids. The transcript is spliced from 3 exons. The record is from RefSeq and is a predicted model, not a curated record. Lineage: Eukaryota; Viridiplantae; Streptophyta; Magnoliopsida; Fabales; Fabaceae.
CAAUCACACUCUCGUCACUGAAAUACAAAUUCUUUUUCCUACCCCGUCCGAUUGAACGCCACGUCAUCGAUCCUCGUGAAUUUGCACUUCAACGGCUCAGAUUAGUGUUGCAGAGCUACUGGGGAAACGAAGCUAGACGCUGUAGCUCUUGUUUCCAUCCUCCAUUUUCUCAUGAAGGCCACUGAGGAAUUCAAGGAGCAAGUGGAGGAAAACGAGGUCACCUCUUUCAGUAAGGAGGAAGAGUAUGAAGAAGAAUACGACUCUGAAGAAGAAGUAGAAGACGCAGACGACGAUGAAGAUGACGACGAUGACGAAGACGAAGACGAUGAAGACGACGAUGAAGAUGAAGACAACGAUAAUGACGAUGAUGACGACGACGACGACGACGAGGAUGCUCCUGACGUCGGCGACGAGGACGACGACGAUGACGACGAAGGAGAAGGAGGAGGUGACGGCCAGCGCGGUGGUGAUCCUGACGACGAUGACGACAACGACGACGACGAUGACGACGAAGAGCAAGAGGAAGAAGAGGAGGAUUUGGGAACAGAGUACCUUGUUCGUCCUGUAGGAACCGCUGAGGAGGAAGAAGCGUCUAGUGAUUUUGAACCAAAGGAGAAUGGUGAGGAGGAAGAUGAAGGUGAGGAGGAAGUUGAUGAUGAUGAUGAUGAUGGUGACAAGAAAGGUGAGGCUCCAUCAAAACGAAAGAGGUCAGAUAAAGAUGAUUCAGAUGAUGAUGAUGACGACGACGACGAUGAUGGAGGUAAAGAUGAUGAGAGACCUUCCAAGCGAUAGGGUUUGGCCAUUUGGGUCCAACAUAUUCUCUAAAAACAAGUCAACCAUAGUUCAAACUUUCAGCCUCUAUCCUUUAAACACAUAUAUCACAGAGGAUAAGUAGGUUUUUAAUGUUUUACGCCUUUGUUUAUUGCUGGUUUUGUAAUUCUAUGGUGCAGCUUUAUUACUUGUUAGGUUUUACUAUUUUCGUCAAUAGUGGGUUCUUCCGGAGUCUUUUGAGUAGCUUAUGUAAACGUGGUAGAACAAGUUUUUGCAGACUUUGAUUUGAUCGUUUAAAGUGCUUUGUAGGUUGUUAGAUCUUGUGCAUUAUAAUAAUGACUGAUUCCUUGAUA